UCCAUGUAGAUCUUACAGGUGAAUCUAGUGAUGUCCAUCCUGUUGUAUGUGAUGGUCCUCGCGUACCUCUACGGUAUCCAGGCAACCAACAUGGACAGCAGUGACCAGGGGCAACAGCAGCAGCAGCAACCGAGUCCAGACCCUCUCAAUUCUCUCAUCAUUCAGCUACUUCAGGCAGACUUGACCCGAGGAAGGACCAGGAACAACCAGGGUAAGAGCCGGGAAGCUGAGCGCCAUGACUUGCUGCCUCCCCCUGGCCUGCCUGUGGUGAGCUUCCCCUCAGAGGAGCAGGGCGACGUGGAGCAGAAGGUGCCAACCGGUGGCGGAGGUGCAAUUCACCAGCCUGUGGCCAUGUUGAACUCUGACCUCCUCAGGCAGCACAAACGCUACAACUCCCCACGGGUGCUACUGAGCAACCGCCCUCCUCUCCAACCCCCACCCCUGUACCUCAUGGAUGACUUUGUGGGUGGCGGUGGGCCCGAGGGGGGCGCGGCUGGGAACAAGACACGAAAGAAGCGUUACGCAGAGCACAAGAGCUACCGUGGAGAGUACGCCGUGUGCGAUAGUGAGAGCCACUGGGUGACGGACAAAACGCAAGCCGUAGACAUCCAGGGCCGGCCGGUCACUGUCCUGGGCCAGAUCAAAACCAGUGCCACGCAGCAAGUUAAACAGUACUUUUUCGAGACGCGCUGUCGAACCGCCAAGCCCUUCAAGAGCGGCUGCCGGGGCAUCGAUGACAAGCACUGGAACUCGCAGUGCAAGACAUCACAGACAUACGUGCGCGCACUCACGCAGGACCACAACGCUGUGGGCUGGAGAUGGAUACGCAUCGACACUUCCUGUGUCUGUGCGUUGUCCAGGAAACACAGGAGGACGUAAACAAACAAACUGCUGAAGUCCUC
Lampris incognitus (smalleye Pacific opah) is the source of this 902-nucleotide messenger RNA. RefSeq names its product neurotrophin 3 (gene ntf3). Gene Ontology annotation, molecular function: nerve growth factor receptor binding; growth factor activity. The coding region runs from base 31 to 879 and encodes 282 amino acids. The record is from RefSeq and is a predicted model, not a curated record. Lineage: Eukaryota; Metazoa; Chordata; Actinopteri; Lampriformes; Lampridae. The transcript has a single exon. Gene Ontology annotation, biological process: memory; positive regulation of peptidyl-serine phosphorylation; nerve development.